UAGACCAUUCGAUCUAGCUCCACUGCUAGUUCAAAACAGCCGCACAACACCAAAGAAUUCCCGAAAGAAAAGAAAAAAGUUUGUGACUUUGUGUGGCUGGAAUAAAAAUAUUCAAUACUAUAUAUUUAGCUCUGACCUAACCCAAAUCUUUCCCAUUUCCCAUUUCUAUCUCUGUCGCUCGCGUAGAUUCACCGCCAUUCGUAUCUAGAUCUACUUGUAAAUCAUCGCAAUUCCUUGUUGGUCACUUGCUCUUCUACAUCCAAUAGUCAAGUUUCAUGUCUGAAUUAGACCAGCAGCUUCCAUCUGCUUUUGAUCCCUUUGCUGAUGCAAGUGCUGAUGACUCCAGCGCUGGGGGAAAAGAGUAUGUGCAUGUUCGCGUACAGCAGCGGAAUGGUAGGAAAAGUCUGACCACUGUGCAAGGUUUGAAGAAGCAAUACAGCUAUAGCAAGAUACUUAAGGACCUCAAGAAAGAGUUCUGCUGUAAUGGUACUGUUGUCCAGGACCCAGAGUUAGGCCAGGUCAUACAGCUUCAAGGGGACCAGAGAAAGAAUGUUUCCACCUUCCUUGUGCAGGCUGGCAUUGUGAAGAAGGAAAACAUCAAGAUUCAUGGUUUCUAAGCAGUCACCGGUACACUAAGUUGCGUCAUGUAGUCUACGUCACCUGAAGACUCAGUAGCCAGUAUACUAUCGAUCUCAAGUAUUUAUUGCAUUAAUCGCUUAGUUGUAUCGUGAAAGUAUUUAAUUGUGUCUUCUGCUGCUAUCUUCUGUGUUAUGUUGAAGGAUUAUGGAUGAUUCCAAAACCUUUAUCCUUAAUAAAAUGUUUCUGCUUUGUAUACGUA
Morus notabilis is the source of this 838-nucleotide messenger RNA. RefSeq names its product protein translation factor SUI1 homolog 1. NCBI's taxonomy places the organism in Eukaryota, Viridiplantae, Streptophyta, Magnoliopsida, Rosales, Moraceae. The record is from RefSeq and is a predicted model, not a curated record. The transcript is spliced from 5 exons. Gene Ontology annotation, molecular function: translation initiation factor activity; RNA binding. Gene Ontology annotation, biological process: translational initiation. Bases 276 to 617 code for a protein of 113 amino acids.